Molecule: messenger RNA, 1497 nt
Organism: Micropterus salmoides (largemouth bass)
Lineage: Eukaryota; Metazoa; Chordata; Actinopteri; Centrarchiformes; Centrarchidae
Gene: emc4
Product: ER membrane protein complex subunit 4
Exons: 6
Coding region: 184-753 (189 amino acids)
Biological process (GO): protein folding in endoplasmic reticulum
Cellular component (GO): EMC complex
Source: RefSeq, a predicted model, not a curated record
UCAUCAUUACGAGCCCCGGAAACAACUCGACGAGGGGUCGAUUUUUAUUCCUCGGCGCAGCAAGCUACUAUUCGCAAUUUCGUCAAAAAUAACGUUAAAUAAACCCGCUAGCUGUCGUUUGGAUGUUCCUAUAAGGUACGGUACUUUUCUGUCUCUUGAGGUCCAGCAGAGCAGCAAGUAGCCAUGACGUCUCCAGCGGGACAAGGAGGAGGAGCUCUGUCGACGAGAGGAGGCAGCGGGGCCAGGAGGAUGAAGUGGGCUCUGGAGCUGAGCUUGGGCAACACCAGGAGUCGCGGUGACCGGCAGGGCGGUCAGGGAGACGUCGUUUACCCCAUCGGGUACUCUGAGAAGCCCGUUCCCGACACCAGCAUCCAGGAGACAGACAAGAACCUGGUGGAGAAGCGCUGCUGGGACGUGGCUCUCGGGCCCCUAAAACAGAUCCCCAUGAACCUGUUCAUCAUGUACAUGUCAGGCAACACCAUCUCCAUCUUCCCCAUCAUGAUGGUCUGCAUGAUGGCCUGGAGGCCCAUACAGGCGCUCAUGUCCAUGUCUGCCACCUUCAAGCUGUUGGAGAGCUCCAGUCAGCAGUGGCUUCAGGGCCUCGUCUACCUGGUCGGUAACCUCCUGGGCUCGGCGUUAGCCAUCUACAAGUGUCAGUCGAUGGGGCUGCUCCCAACACACUCGUCCGAUUGGCUGGCUUUCAUAGAACCGCCUCAGAGGAUGGAGAUCAUGGGUGGAGGGAUGGUGUUGUGAAGAGGAGGUGCACAUACCAGAUUGAAAUAUUUACAGAGGUUACAUACUGUACAUUCUCCACCUGUCUACGCAGCCUGGCUACCUGUUAAAAGCUCUCUAGCUCUUGUCCACGACACAUUCAACCUCUACAACGGCAGGUACAACAGGCACGACGUUUCUUAAAUCAGCAGCGGGGUGUGCGGACGGGCCUCGUCCGCCACACACCCAAACACACAUUUUGUUUGCCUUCUUUGACAGAAACAUUAAUGUUGCUUUACUUCAGCCUGCUGCUCUGCUUCAUGAUUCUUUUGAUAAAGAUUUAAUAGCCAGCAGAUCAUCAUGUUGACUACUGUUGAACCACUGUAUUUUUCUUUUUAACACAACAAGGUUAUUUAAGAGGUUAUUUUACAGAAUACAGAAUUAUAGCAAGCUUUGGGAGGAGGAGACGUUAUUAAAAGAGAACUUUAUAUAUCUAAAACUCAAAAAAUACAGGUAUCGGUCAGUAAAGGGUUUGUCAGGGAAGGAGUCUUAUUAGAUUGUAUUACAGUAGAAUUUUCUUCUUUUUUCCAUUAUUUCAUUCGUUUUUUUUGUCAACAUGAUUUCAGCACGCUAGCCAGCAACUUUUACUAACCUGUCUAAUUUAUAGGUCUGUUUAAUUUAUAUUAGAUUUGCUCUAUAAAAAUGUUGUAAAUGAAAUAAAUUCUUAUUGGCUGAAUUUAAAGUGUUUUCAACUGUGUCAAUAAACGUGUUGGAUGGAAAAAAAGA